AUGAAUAUUGCGAUACUUGACGACUAUUUUGAUACCAUUCGUACACUUUCCUGCUACAAUAUGUUGAAAGAUUAUAAUGUAACUAUAUGGAAUGAUCAUGUACAAGAUACAGAUGCACUCGUGGAUCGAUUGAAAGAUACCGAAGUGCUGGUGCUCAUUCGUGAACGAACAAGAAUUACCAAUGAUCUGCUCGAGCGACUACCUCGUUUGAAACUCAUCAGCCAACGCAGUGUUUAUCCACAUAUCGAUAUUGAUGCUUGCAAUCGGCUGGGUAUUAUCGUUUCAUCCAAUCAGCACACUGACAGUCCUUCAUAUGCUGCCGCCGAACUAACUUGGGCACUAAUACUAGCAGCGAUGCGACAAAUUCCUCAACAAAUGGCCGCACUUAAACAAGGCAAAUGGCAAAUUGGCAUCGGCGCUACACUACGUGGAAAAACGCUAGGUAUCUAUGGCUACGGUAGAAUCGGAAGUACAGUUGCAGGAUAUGGGAAAGCGUUUGGUAUGAACAUACUUGUAUGGGCACGCGAUGCAUCUCUUGCUCGUGCUCGUUCUGAUGGAUAUACAACAGCGAGUAGUAAAGAAGAAUUUUUUAUGACAUGUGAUGUUUUAUCUCUUCAUAUGCGUUUGGUCGACGCAACACGUGGUAUAGUCAGUAGCAAAGAUCUUGCUCUGAUGAAAUCAACUGCUCUAAUAGUGAAUACUAGCCGAGCAGGACUUAUUCAACCGAAUGCUUUAGUCGAUGCAUUACGUACCGGCCGACCUGGUAUGGCAGCUGUUGAUGUUUAUGAAAACGAACCAUUGACCGACACGAACAAUCCUCUUCUCAACAUGGAUAAUGUUAUCUGUACGCCUCAUAUCGGUUAUGUCUCCACUGACGAAUAUGAAAUUCAAUUUACUGAUAUCUUUGAACAAAUUCUCGCCUAUGCACAAGGAACUCCUAUCCAUGUUGUUAAUCCUCAAGUUCUCGAUGGCAAAUAA
Messenger RNA from Adineta ricciae, 978 nucleotides. NCBI's taxonomy places the organism in Eukaryota, Metazoa, Rotifera, Eurotatoria, Adinetida, Adinetidae. The record is from the annotation of a GenBank genome assembly.